AUGUGGUCCGGAGGGAUAACCGCGAGCCUUUUUGCCGCGUCCCCCUUGCUUCUCCCGAGUGUUGGUUUGGCAGCGGCAGUCGAGAACCACGAGCCUGGAAACGUGGUCGCCCAAGCCUCGGCGACACCGCGCACCGGGAUUCCACCAUGUGAUGCUCUGAUUGCUGCCGGCUUGGGAGAUAGGCUAGUUGCUGCGACCGAGGAGGGCUACGAGGCCCGCAUCGCAACCUACUGGUCCGUCAGUGCCCGGCUGCGUCCAUGGUGUCUCUUCCAGCCCCGCGACACCGAGGAGGUCUCCAGGACGUUGACCACCCUGGUCAAGGCCGGGUCCGGGACCGGCGAUUGGCACAUGGCCGUCCGUGGCGGUGGCCACAACCACUGGGCGGGCACGAACAACAUCGCCAACGGCGUGACCAUCGACCUGGCCCACUUCAACCAAACAUCCUACAACCCCCGCACGAACCUCGCCUCUGUCGGGCCGGGCGACCACUGGAAGGACGUGUUUGCCGCGCUGCUCAAGCACAACGUGACCGUCGCCGGAGGACGCGACGGCGGCGUCGGGGUCGGCGGCUUCCUGCUGGGAGGCGGCAACUCUUACUACACGGGCCGCAUGGGCUUCGGCGCCGACUCGGUCAGGAACUACGAGGUCGUGCUCGCGGACGGCGCCGUCGUCCAUGCCAACGACAGGACCAACCCCGAUCUGUACAAGGCUCUCAAGGGCGGAGGCGGCAACUUCGGCAUCGUGACCCGCUUCGACAUGGAGGCGCUGCCCGCCAAGGAUCUCUACACCGGCAUCCGCCUCAUGAGCAAGGAGAACUCGGACGAUGUCGUGGAUGCCGUUGUCGAUUUCACCAACCACGACCAGUCCCUGGCCGACGAUGCCAUGGUCGUGGUCUACACCCACAACACGGCCAUGGGCGACGACGUCCUCAUCGCCGCGUCCCGCGUCAACACCCAGGGCAACUCGAACACGACUGCUUUUGCCAAGAUCAACAGGAUCCCCGCCAUCAGCAGCGAGAUGACCCACCGGAGCAUGGCGGAUCUGGCGUUGAACUCCCAAAUCCCUGCAGGGAGCCGUUCCGUGUGGUUCACCCUGACCUUCAAGAACGACGCGUCCAUCCUGCGCAGGGCCGUCGACGCCCACCAGGCGUUCGUGGACGCGAUGAAGCAGGCCGUGGGCGCGGACGAGUUCACCACGCAGAUGGUGUUCCAGCCCCUACCCACCUACUUCGCCGAAAUCGGCCGGGCGCGUGGCGGCGGCAACGUUCUCGGCCUCGACGCCGAAACGGACAACGCGAUCCUCUGGCUCGGUCUCGUGACCGUCAACACCGAAGCCCAGGAGGCCGUCGCGCGCGCCCGCAUGGCCUCGGCCGCGGCGCAGAUCGAGGGCUUCGCCGCCUCGGCCGGCGGCGACGUCGACUGGCGGUACCUCAACUACGCCGACCCCAGCCAGAACCCCCUCAAGACGUACGGCGAGGCCAACGUGGACUUCAUCCGCAAGGUCGCUUCCAAGUACGACCCGGAAGGCGUGUUCCAGAAGCGCAUCCCCGGCGGCUUCAAGAUUUCGCGUGUGGAUUAG
Messenger RNA from Colletotrichum higginsianum IMI 349063, 1578 nucleotides. RefSeq names its product FAD binding domain-containing protein. Bases 1 to 1578 code for a protein of 525 amino acids. The transcript has 3 exons. Gene Ontology annotation, molecular function: FAD binding. Lineage: Eukaryota; Fungi; Ascomycota; Sordariomycetes; Glomerellales; Glomerellaceae. The record is from RefSeq and is a predicted model, not a curated record.